GCUACUACUAGUACUACUAUUACUACUACUACUACUACUGCUGCUACAACUAGUACAACUACUGCUGCUGCUACUACUAGUACUACUAUUACUACUACUACUACUGCUGCUACAACUAGUACAACUACUGCUGCUGCUACUACUAGUACUACUAUUACUACUAAUACUACUGCUGCUACAACUAGAACAACUACUGCUGCUGCUACUACUAGUACUACUAUUACUACUACUACUACCACUACUGCUAACACUACUAGUACUACUACCACUACUGCUGACACUACUACUACUACUACUGCUACUACUACUACUACUAAUACUGCUGCUGCUACAACUAGUACAACUACUGCUGCUACUACUACUAGUACUACUAUUACUACUACAACUACUGCUGCUGCUACUUCUAGUACUACUAUUACUACUACUACUACUGCUGCUACAACUAGUACAACUACUACUGCUGCUGCUACUACUAGUACUACUGUUACUACUACUACUACUACUGCUGCUACAACUAGUACAACUACUGCUGCUGACACUACUAGUACUACUACUACUACUACUACUACAACUAGUACAACUACUGCUGCUGCUACUACUACUAGUACUACU
Molecule: messenger RNA, 612 nt
Organism: Salmo salar (Atlantic salmon)
Lineage: Eukaryota; Metazoa; Chordata; Actinopteri; Salmoniformes; Salmonidae
Source: RefSeq, a predicted model, not a curated record